Amborella trichopoda is the source of this 2942-nucleotide messenger RNA. RefSeq names its product inactive TPR repeat-containing thioredoxin TTL3. Gene Ontology annotation, molecular function: protein binding. NCBI's taxonomy places the organism in Eukaryota, Viridiplantae, Streptophyta, Magnoliopsida, Amborellales, Amborellaceae. Gene Ontology annotation, cellular component: cytoplasm. The record is from RefSeq and is a predicted model, not a curated record.
CUCUCUGCUAGUUGUAAAAAACUAACCCUCCCCCCUAAAUGAAGUAAAAGAGGAGAGAGAAAAUAGGGUUUGACAGGGAAAACAGAGAGGAAAGAAAAAGAAAAGCAGCAUUCGGGUAUAGGGGUGUGGUAUGGGGCACGAAAAGCGGUGUUACAUUUCUUUGGUAAGCACUCGAGGUCUAGGAGGUGGUGCGCUCCACCCCUUAAAACUCGAUCACAUUUUAUUGUAACGACGCACCCACUUCUCUCUUGGAGGCGCCUCGCCGCUACUACCAGAAUCCUUGGCCCAAUUCCCAAGCUACACCUCAAAGAAUGCUCAAUACACCAUCUUCUUUCUCACAAUGAAGGCCCAGAUGACAACGGCCAAGAGCUAUGAGCAUGAUGCCAAGCGCCACGGCUGCGGCAUCCUGGUCCUCUACGGGUUUGGUCGCAGGAAGCUCUGGCCUCGACGAAGCUCAUCCACCGGCUCCAAGGACACCAGGGGUCAAAUGGGAAUAUCGAUUUCGAGACGAAGACGAGGAGGUUCGGACGAGACCUCAUUCCUUGGCUCCGAUGAUCCCCCGUCUCUCAUCGUUACUUCAAAACCCAAGAACGAGCUCGUGAUCCAAGAUAUGACGCUACCCCAGAAGCCAAUCAAAGCGAUGGUGACCACCAGAAACCCUGUGGUUUCUGAAAAUGCCCUUGGCCGUAAAUCAUUGGAUGGGAGCAGUUGCGGCUCUUCAGGCUCCUACAACCUGGCCGCAGCUCGCCCCAACAAUUCCCGCUUGAAGGGUGGCUUUGCGACCGAAACCAAUGGCGGUGAAAGCCCCGUGCCGGAUUACUACCACAACCGACAGAACAGCUCUACGCUCGUGAGAGCAUCGAGCAGCAACAUGAUGGUCUUCAGCUACUUGGGCAACAUAAGGCAAGCACAACCCCAAAAUUUUCAAGCAAUCGAAUACAAGAAACCAAAACCACAGCAACAGAGACCUUCGAAAUACAGCCACGGGAGCGUAGUGAGAGGGGGUGGAGUACCGCCACUGGAAUUCAAAGGAAAGGGUGGAGGUGACCCUGAGGAGUUGAAGAAUAUGGGAAACGAGGAGUAUAGGAAGGGUAGGUUUGCAGAGUCAUUGGUGCUUUAUGAGAGGGCGAUAAUGUUGGACCCCGAUCGCGCGUCGUAUAGGAGCAACAAGGGCGCGGCACUAACCGGGCUGGGUCGAUUGCUGGAGGCCGUGGACGAGUGUCGUGAGGCCGUGAGACUGGAGCCCUCCUAUGCGAGGGCCCAUCAUAGGCUGGCCACUCUCUACCUCAGGCUGGGAGAUGCAGAGAAGGCCAUGGCUCACUAUAAACAAUCAGGGAGUGAAGCGAAUGCAGGAGAAUUAGGGCAAGCUCAGGCCUUCCAAACUCACCUAUCAAAGUGCACAGAAGCCAGAAAGCUCAAAGAUUGGCAUACUCUCCUCAAAGAGGCCAGCUCUGCCAUCGCAACUGGGGCCGAUGCCGCUCCACAGGUGUUUGCUUCUCAAGCGGAGGCGUUGCUGAGGUUGCAUAAGGUGCAAAAGGCUGAGGCCGCAAUGAGCGGAGCGCCAGAGUUUGAGGUGGAUGCGUGCACCAAGUUUUUUGGGGCCGCAACCAACGCCUAUGUUUUGCUUGUAAAGGCGCAGGUUGAUAUGGCAGCUGGAAGAUUUGAUAAUGCCGUUAGUGCGGCCCAAAGAGCAGGCAGAUUGGAUCCAAGCAACAUGGAGAUUGGGGCAGUGGUGAGGAAGGCAAGAGCAGUGUCUUCAGCUCGCUCCAAUGGCAAUGACCUCUUUAAAGCUUCUAGGUUUAGUGAAGCGUGUUUGGCCUAUGGAGAUGGCCUCCAAAAUGACCCACUCAAUACCAUCUUACUUUGCAAUCGCGCUGCCUGUCGGUCGAAGAUGGGACAGUGGGAAAGAGCCAUCGAGGAUUGCACCGCCGCCCUCAGUAUCCGCCCUUCAUACACCAAGGCUCGCCUCCGAAGGGCUGACUGCAAUGCCAAGUUGGAGAGGUGGGAAGCAUCAAUACAAGACUAUGAGAUAUUAAACGUAGAAUGUCCAGGAGAUACGGAGGUGGAGCAAGCCUUGUUGGAGAUUAAAAAACAACUCAAGAAAUCCCGAGGUGAAGAUGUGAAGGAGAACAUCUCCAAUGUUGUCCUCAUCACCAAUGGCGAUCGCUUAAGGCAAUACGUUAGGGGUCCUGGGAUGUCUGUAGGUUUGUUCUGUACAAAUUCAAAUGAAACAUGCCAGCAACUCCUUCCCUUCAUCGAGCAACUAUGCAAGAAAUACCCUUCUGUCAAUUUCCUUAAGGUGGACACAGAGGAAAACCCAAACAUAAGUAAAUCAGAGGGUGUCUCAUCCGUGCCGGCUUUCAAGAUAUACAAGAAUGGGUCUCAAGUGAAGGAUAUAGCAGGAUCCAAUCCACAGUUGCUCGAGAGUUCCAUCAAAUACCAUAGCAGUUGAAAUGCUUCUUGGCCAUUGUAUCUCCCAUCUUCAAAGCACUACACACUCCAAUUUUUCUUAUUCAUAGAUGCAUGCCUGCCCAAUCAGGGCCAUGCAAUCAACGAAACCGAGGGCGGCGAUGAACAAGCCAGGCGUUUUGCGAGGAAGGCACACUUAGUGAUUGUGUAUGCUCUCUCUCUCCCUUGCUUGCUCGCUCUCUUUCUCGUUCUCUGCGGAAACCUAGAAAUAAGAGAAUUGAAGUAGCACUCGGGGUGUAGCCCGGAAAAUGGAGAACUUUGGUCGAUUGAGCUCGGACAGGUGAUGAACCCAGGGCGACAAGUAAAUGUGUGCAUUUUGUAUUGCUCUUUAAUUAUUGCAUAUAUACAUUCCUGUGUGCAUUCGUAUAUAUCAAUACAUCCAAAUCAAAAACUUGAGGGAAAGGAAUUUCCUUUUUUCUUUUGUUGUGCCUUGCUUGUGCAAUAAAGUGGGUGGCUUGGUUCUGUUAGUUUCG